UCCUUUAUUUCUUCCCCCUCCUUCCCCUCCAUUUACAAAGUGAAGAAGAAGAAGAUAAGGUAAUCAGAAACAAAACCCACUUCUCUCUCUCUCUCUAGGGGUGCUGGUGGUGAUCUUUCUUGUUCUGCCUCUGCUUCCUUAAAUUGCAUCUUCCCCUUUUUACUAUCUUUUCUCUCCUUGCGUUCAUCCCAAAAAAAAACUUUAAAAGGAUCCUUCUUCACUUCUCUCUUUUACUAUUUAGCUUUUUCCAUCCCUGCUGCUUUCCUUUUCUUCUUCUCACUUUCUCUCUAGCUCUAGUCAAUAAACACUAGUGAGUCUCUCCUCUCUGCAAUUUAUUUUCUUCAAAACCUGGCUAGAGUCUCCCCCACCCUAGCAUUUUCCAUUAAAAAAACAGACUACAGAGAUAGAGAGCAUUCACUGUUCACUAUACCUCUCUUUCUCUCUCUCUAAAAAUAUAUAAUUUUCAUUCAUUCAUUCACACAACCAUGCAGCAUAUAAUCAUAGGGUACUCAUGAUAUAAUCACAACACCACCUUCCUCCCCUUUUUUGGCUCUCAUCCACAUUUUUCACCUCAUUCCUUCAUUCAUUCACUCACUCACUCACUCACCUUUCUCUCCCUCUCUCUCUUUUAAUUUUAUUUUACUCUAUCUCUCUGAUUAAGUAAUUAAUUAAUCAUUUCUCUCUUUCCCUUUAAAGUUUGUCUAUAUAAAUCCCUUUUAACUCCAUCUAGUAGAUCUGUGGAUGAGUUCUUGAACUUAUUGGGUUUCCACCAGUUUUGUGUUUUUAUUGUCAUUCUCAACAACUCAUCAUCAUCAUCAUCAGUAGAAGCAUAAGCAUAAGCAAUGGGAACUACAUCAGCUUUUCCGGAUCUCUCUCUUAAUAUAUGUCCACCUUCAGUUUCAUCAGACUGGUUUAAAGCUUAUAAGGAAAUGGGUUUCGACGGAUCAAUGAAAACACCACUCUUUAACGCCGGUGGAGAUAAUAGAAGCUCAGUCACAACAGAUUCCUCUGGAAGCAGUACUACUGGAAGUGAUAUAAGCCAUGAACAAACAGGAGCUGCUUCUUUCCAGUAUUUAGAAAGAACUGCUUUUGAUCAUCAUCUGCGUAAUCUUUAUAACAUUGAUGAACCCACUUUAACUCUGGGUUUAGAUCCUACUCUUACAUCUUUACAGCAAUUACCACACAUCAAUAACCAGCUGAUGAACCAACACUACCAACACCAACACCACCACCAUCUACACCAACAUCAUCAGCCUCAGAUUUAUGGACGUGAUUUCAAGAGAAAUUCAAGAAUGAUUAAUGGUAGCAAGAGAAGCAUUAGAGCUCCAAGGAUGAGAUGGACUACUACUCUUCAUGCCCAUUUCGUUCACGCGGUCGAGCUUCUCGGUGGACAUGAGAGGGCAAUACCUAAAUCAGUUCUGGAGCUGAUGAAUGUGAAGGAUCUUACAUUAGCUCAUGUGAAAAGCCACUUACAAAUGUAUAGAACUGUGAAGAGCACUGACAAAGGAACAGGCCAAGAGGAGACAGAAAUGGGAUUAAAUCAGAGGAUGGGGAUUGCUGCUGAUGUAGAUGAAUCUGGUAGUAGUAGUGGUGGAUUAUCUUGUGAGAAACCAUGCUUCAACUCUACUGAUCAUCCUAAAUCCUACUCACCAAGACUUGAACGCCGGGGAUCAUGGUCAUCCAUGGAUAGAAAUGUUUCGAGUCCAUCAGCUCAUGAAGACUUUGAUACAACUACAACCGGACGUCCACUGAUGAGAUCUACCAGUGAUUUACUAUUACCAAAUGAGUCAAGAACCAAGGUGGAUGAAUACGAGUCGAUGACAAAUCUCCAUUUGUCACAAAACGAGAGGGUGAAAUUAUUUUUGAACAAUUCCAGUCUGGGAUCUUCACAAAACCAGAGUGCUAGAUUGGCAAUGCCAAACCUGGAGUUUACCCUUGGAAGACAAAGUUGGCAGUCAAUGGGUGAUCAUCAUCAUCAUUACGCUCGUGAUCAAGUAGUUCAAGUCCCCAACUCAAAUCACCAUCAUCGUGAUCAACUAAUCACCCUCCUUAAAUGUUAAUUAGUUAGUUAAUUAAUAGUAUAUUUUUGGUUAGUCAUCAACAAAUGUCUUCAAAAACUUGAUGAGAUAUAUAUGCUUGUAAGUUGAUGCCUCCUUGUUGUUCUUUUAGAUUCAGAGAAAGGAAACAAAAAAAGGAUGAAAAGAAUGGUACAAUUAAUAUGAAAAUAUUCUG
Papaver somniferum (opium poppy) is the source of this 2232-nucleotide messenger RNA. RefSeq names its product probable transcription factor KAN4. The transcript has 6 exons. Gene Ontology annotation, biological process: abaxial cell fate specification; regulation of DNA-templated transcription. Bases 843 to 2060 code for a protein of 405 amino acids. Gene Ontology annotation, cellular component: nucleus. Gene Ontology annotation, molecular function: transcription cis-regulatory region binding. Lineage: Eukaryota; Viridiplantae; Streptophyta; Magnoliopsida; Ranunculales; Papaveraceae. The record is from RefSeq and is a predicted model, not a curated record.